AUGGAUCAAAACAACGUGGAUACUAAGAAUACUUUUUAUAAAUCGAUAUAUAUAUGUGUGGGGACAAAUUUAUUUGAACUCUAGAAAUAUUUUUUAUUUGGCACAUCUGAAUAUAAGGGAUAUAUUGUAGAUGCACAAAUACAGACUUAAACAAAUUCUUUUGAAUAUUGUUAAAAAGCAUAUUAAAAUGAUGUAAUUGGAGCAGUUUAUCUUGGAAUGAGAGGGACUCAAGAAAAAACGAUAUUAGAGUAUCCACGUUUAGGAGAUCUAUUAGCAAAUAUAGGAUCUAUAGUAUCAAUAUUAUUUAUGUUCAAAUACAUGAUUAUGUAUUUAAAUGAAUUCUAUUUAAAUCAAAAGGUAUUAGAGGAGCUCAUAAGUUUUUAUUACCCAGAAUUUAAAAAAAUAGAAAUAAAAAAGAAUUGGUUUGGAAAAAUAGUUUAAGUUCGUUUCAAUCAAAUGAAGUUUUUUGAUAAAGCUUCCAAAUAAAUGUAAUAAAAACUUAGUUAUUUGAAUUUAUUGUAUGAGAUAUCUAGGUUGUAUUUUGUUAUUAGAUCAUCGAAAUUUAGAAAUGAAUUUUAUAAAUCUCAUUAAAUUGGGAUAAAGGAUUAAUUUUCCUUAGUAUAAAGAUAUCGAGACGCUUGUUAGUUAAAAGUCAGAAAAACCUUUUGAAAAUAAUUGUAUCUUAAAUGAGGAUGAUGCAGAAUUAUUAUCUUAAGCCAGAAGUAACAUAGAUAAAAACUAUGAUCUAAUUUCGGAAGAGAUAUAUAACGAAGUAGAUUAUUAUUACUUGAAUAAGAUUUCAUGAAAUACAUAUCAAUAAUAGUUUAUUUACAUAAUAAGUA
Paramecium tetraurelia is the source of this 842-nucleotide messenger RNA. RefSeq lists its product as uncharacterized. Gene Ontology annotation, biological process: centrosome duplication. The record is from RefSeq and is a predicted model, not a curated record. The transcript is spliced from 3 exons. Gene Ontology annotation, molecular function: zinc ion binding. Lineage: Eukaryota; Ciliophora; Oligohymenophorea; Peniculida; Parameciidae.